Teleopsis dalmanni is the source of this 699-nucleotide messenger RNA. RefSeq lists its product as uncharacterized. The transcript has a single exon. Lineage: Eukaryota; Metazoa; Arthropoda; Insecta; Diptera; Diopsidae. Gene Ontology annotation, molecular function: nucleic acid binding. The record is from RefSeq and is a predicted model, not a curated record. Gene Ontology annotation, biological process: DNA integration. Bases 1 to 699 code for a protein of 232 amino acids.
AUGCCAAGGUUGGAACUGCAGGUUGCAGUCUUGGCUACUCGAUUAUCAACGCUGGUAAUGGACAGACAUGACAUAAACAUAAAACGCCUUGAAGCCGCCAAGCCAGCGCCACCGUCAAUAGAUCAGCUCCCAGUCAACCAUAUAACGCCGUAUGUACGACCGUUCUCGUACACAGGUGUUGACCUGUUUGGAUCAUUACAUGUUACUAUUGGUCGUCGCCGUGAGAAGCGCUGGGCUGUCAUAUUCACAUGCUUAACAGUACGUGCUGUGCAUAUAGACAUCGUCGAUAGCUUAUCAACUGAUGCGUUCCUACUAUGUUUCCGCAGUUUUAUUAACCGUCGUGGUACGCCAGUCAGAAUGCGUAGUGACAAUGGCACCAACUUUAUUGGGGCACAAAGAGAAUUAUGUGCUGAUAAAAGGUUUCUUGAUGUUAAUGAUAUACGUGAGAAAGCCAUUCAACUUGGAAUUGAAUGGAUAUUCAAUUGUCCGCAGAAUCCCAGUGCAGGUGGUUGCUGGGAGCGCCUUAUAAGAAUGAUCAAACGUCUAUUAUUCAAUUCAAUCAGAGAAGAAGCACCGAAGGUGGAAACGUUAUGGGCAGCACUAAUUGAAGCUGAAAACAACAUUAACAGCCGACCGCUUACAGACAUUCCUUUGACGCACAGUGAGCUGGAGCCACUCACACAAAUCAUUUCUUGUUAG